AUGGAUGACGCGUCCAACUGGGCCGCAGUUCACGCCCGCAGGCCUCCACGGUUUGUGGACCCAGUCGACCACAUCUGCUUCGCCUGCGGUGGCCGCGGCCACUUCUCACAGGACUGCAUCGAAGCGAGCGACGGCACGACAAGUGCUGCACCUCACCAAGCCAUGAUCCAUCCAAGCCGGCUCGGCCAGAUCGAGGACGACCUUCCGAACAGCAUCUGCUCUGCCUGCGGCGGACUGGGCCAUCUGUCCGAAGACUGCACCCCGCGAAAUGGCUCGGAUCCCCAGCUCAUCCCACCUGGCAAAGGAGCCAACGCCGAGCCUCUCGGAAGCAACGCGAAACGGCGUCACGUCAGCCAGCCCACGAAAGAGCCUCACAAGCGACAGAAGCAACAGCAGCCUCGUCCCGAGCCAGCUCCAGGCUUCCAGCCCGAGAAUGGGCCAGCUCUGCCUUCUCCUAGCAGCGUUCGGCAGCCAUGGCAGCCGUAUGAGCCGAUGCUCAUCAAGCACGAAGAGCAUCUGGGAAGCGGCCAAGUCCAGCCUUCCACAGAUCCAUCGCUUCGACCGUUGUACAGCUACCCGCGAAAGUACUCGAACUUCCAGAAGCUGGCACCUGCCAACGAUCCCGAACUUCUCCAGUACCUCUCUAGCCGUCGCAUUGCGAAAACCUUCCUCGUUGAGAUCGACCUGCUCCUCGCUAGCCAUCCCGAGCUCCUUCACGAUGCACGUGAGUUCGCCCUUGAGUUUAACCGCGGCAGUCCUCUUCAAGCAUACAAAUUCUUCAUCAAGGGAUACACCAAGCCCGCUCGCUACGAGCCCGGCGCGCUUCCUGAACAGGAGUAUGACCUGCGUACGAUGCUGCCGUACACCCUCACAAGCUCUUUGUCAAAGAAAUUCGAUGAGGAACUCAGCGCCUUCUUCGACGGGUACCAAUACCGCGUAGACAUCCUCCAACGCAUCGACAAGGAAGCCGAGACAUACCGGCGCGACUUCCUCGACAACCGCUCCGUGUCAGCCGGGCAGCGAAAGCUGAUGACCUACACGCUGUUCGGCAACCCCGUCGACGCGUACAAGUUCUACGAGUACAACUUCCAAACCGAGUGGCUGCCCCAUCGGUACCUCCCCGAGCACGUCGUCUUUGCCGAAGUAAGUAAGCCGGACGACUACGCCCUCCCCAUCCCACACGUCAUGGCUCGCGAGGGCGAGAUUCCUGAGCAUCGCCGGCUGUGGAAGGAGACGCGGCUGCGAAUGGCGAGGGCGGCGGAUGCGGGCGUCGACGUUAUCGACGUGCUGCUCGACGAGCUGGUGCAUAGGCUGGCUUGUGAUGGUAUGAAGAGGGUUGAGAUUGAGGAGAUGAGGAAGAGAGCCGUCAAGGCGAUGAAUAGGGCACGGGAUGAGGGCAGCAGGGAAGAUAUCGUCGAUCUGGUUAUGGGUAUGUCGGUGGAUCCUGCUAGGCACUUGCACAACCAUGGCUUGAGGAAUGGCCGUCCGUAUCUGAGGCCGACGACUUCACGGAUGGUGCGCGACGAGGUGACUCGGCUUGCGGCGGCGCCUCAGCGGAGAGACUCGUUCACGGUCGACUCGGAUGAUGGAUCAGUGUGUGGUGUAAGGUUGCCACGCCGUUAUUAG
Coniosporium apollinis CBS 100218 is the source of this 1626-nucleotide messenger RNA. RefSeq lists its product as uncharacterized. The coding region runs from base 1 to 1626 and encodes 541 amino acids. The record is from RefSeq and is a predicted model, not a curated record. NCBI's taxonomy places the organism in Eukaryota, Fungi, Ascomycota, Dothideomycetes. The transcript is spliced from 2 exons. Gene Ontology annotation, molecular function: zinc ion binding; nucleic acid binding.